UCCGUCUCAGUGAACGCUGCACAGCUGGCAAUUUACUGACAAUAACGCUGCGAGGAGUAAUUGGCUGCUUGGUGGACCACUGUCCUGCAAACUGGACCCGCGUUUAAUAAGAGGAUGAAUUAGCAGAAGUGCUGGGAUCAUUUUUAACUUUUGAUCACUGGGGGUCGGUUCAUAGCUUUUUGGAUAACCAAAACCCAAGAGUCAGCUCCCCCCUUUCUCCACUGGAACCGUUAUAACCUCCUCAUACUGGACUCAUAAGCUAAAAUAACGAUGAAGUCAAGACACAGGCAGCAGUUAGCGUUCAGCCUUCUGUUUGGGUUGUGGUUACCCUGCUGUUUAGCCCAGACCACACCAUCAAGCACAACCGCCUCGCCAGCGCCCACCCCCUCCCCGUCCUCCCCGUCCCCCCAGCCCCAGACCGAGCGGCUAAAAGUCAGACUGGCCGGAUUCCCACGGAAACACAACGAGGGUCGGGUAGAGCUUUUCUACAAGGGAGAGUGGGGAACCAUCUGCGAUGACGACUUCUCAAUAACAAACGCCAACGUGCUCUGUCGCCAACUGGGCUUCGUCUCGGCCACAGGAUGGACCCACAGCGCCAAAUAUGGCAAAGGACAAGGAAAAAUCUGGCUGGACAACGUGCAGUGUAGCGGGGGCGAGAGGAGCAUCGACGUCUGCAAGUCUCGCGGCUGGGGCAACAGUGACUGCACUCAUGACGAGGACGCCGGAGUGGUGUGUAAAGACGAGAGGAUCCCGGGCUUUGUGGACUCAAAUGUUAUUGACGCUCACGUCGAUGAGAACAAGAUCGAGGUGGUGCGACUGCGCCCCGUGGUCGCCGUGGCCAAAAAGAAGAUGCCCAUCACCGAGGGCGUGGUGGAGGUGAAAUACAAAGACGGCUGGGCGCAGAUCUGCGACCAGGGCUGGACCAUCAAAAACACCCGUGUGGUCUGCGGCAUGCUGGGAUUCCCACAUGAGAGGAAGGUCAACAAGAACUUCUACAAACGUCUGAAAAGGCGAGCGGCCGAGAAGGUCUCCAGGUCAAAGGUUAAUGUUUCAGCUGGUGGAAGGCCGACAUCCAAAGCUAAAGCUAACGCUAAGUCUAAACAGAGCAGCCCUGGCAAAAGGUUGUACCUGGAGCGUCAGAAGAGCUUCUUCCACGUUCACUCAGUGGCGUGCACGGGCUCCGAGGUCCACCUGGCCGCCUGCCAGCUGGAGUUCAGCAAACCUAACGCCACGUCCACCUGCCAGGGCGGCAUGGCGGUCGUGGUCAGCUGCAUGCCGGGGCCGCAGUUCAUGCAAAACAGCGGAUUGAAAAAGAAACUUAAAAUAUCGAGCAACGUGAGGCUGAAGGGAGGAGCCAGGCUAGGCGAGGGUCGGGUGGAGGUGCUGAAAGACAACGAGUGGGGAACGGUGUGUGACGACCGCUGGAACCUUCAGUCAGCCAGCGUCGUCUGCAGAGAGCUCGGCUUCGGCACGGCCAAGGAGGCUCUGACGGGAGGCCGCAUGGGACAAGGAAUGGGUCCAAUCUACAUGAACGAGGUGAAGUGUCUGGGUCUGGAGAAGUCCGUCUGGAACUGUCCCUUUAAAAACAUCACAUCCGAGGACUGUCAGCACAUGGAGGACGCUGCGGUCCGCUGCAACGUGCCCUACCUGGGACUGGAGAACUUGAUAAGAAUCACAGGCGGUCGGACCCGCUACGAGGGUCGUCUGGAGGUGCUGAGCACAGACUCGAACGGGACGCAGAGCUGGGGUCUGAUCUGUGGAGAGACCUGGAGCACCAAGGAGGCCAUGGUGGCCUGCAGGCAGCUGGGCUUGAACUACGCUAACCAGGGCCUGAAAGAGACGUGGUACUGGGACAGCAGCAAUGUGACCGACAUGGUGAUGAGCGGGGUGAAGUGCAUGGGGAACGAGAUGUCUCUGAGUCAGUGUCAGCACCACAAGACGCUCAGCUGCCAGAAGUCUGCGGCAAAGUUUGCAGCAGGAGUCAUCUGUUCUGACACGGCCUCUGACCUGGUCCUGAACGCCCCUCUGGUCCAGCAGACGGUUUACAUCGAAGACCGUCCUCUGCACAUGCUCUACUGCGCCGCCGAGGAGGACUGUCUGUCAAAAUCUGCAGCCAAAGCCAACUGGCCCUACGGACACCGACGCCUGCUCCGCUUCUCCUCGCAGAUCCACAACAUCGGCCGCGCCGACUUCAAACCCAAGGCCGGGCGCCACUCGUGGAUCUGGCACGCCUGUCACGGACACUACCACAGCAUGGAUAUUUUUACACACUAUGAUCUGCUGAACUCAAACGGUACCAAAGUGGCAGAAGGACACAAAGCCAGUUUCUGUCUGGAGGACACAGACUGUCAAGAGGGUGUUUCUAAGCGGUACGAGUGUGCAAACUUUGGCGAUCAGGGAAUCACCGUGGGCUGCUGGGAUUUAUACCGCCACGACAUCGACUGCCAGUGGAUCGACAUCACCGACGUCAGACCUGGAAACUACAUCCUGCAGAUCGUGAUUAAUCCAAAUCAAGAGGUGGCCGAGAGCGACUUCACCAACAACGGCAUGAAAUGCAACUGCAAAUACGACGGCCAUCGAAUCUGGCUGCAUAACUGCCACGUCGGCGAUGCGUUCAGCGAGGAGGCGGAGAGGAGGUUUGAAAAAUACCCCGGACAGCUGAACAAUCAGGUUUCUUAAUCCACGAUCAAAACCGACCACAAAGUGAGACCGACAUCAGGUGGUUAAAAUAAAUAAAAAACAACCUCACAUGCCUUUAAAAAACAACACUUUACUUCAUGUUUCAUGAAGACACCAUCAGCAGUGUUCUGGCGGUGAGAGUGUCGUAUGUCUGACUUAUUAUACUUGAAUAUUCAAGUGCUUAUUUCUUAAAUUUUUUAGUCGAAUGUGAGCUUUAUGUUUAUCACAAGAAUCUAUGAAGCCAGUUGUACAGCCUUCUGUUGAAUGUUCUUUUUGUAGCUAUGAAUGAGGUUUAUUAUUUUUUAUAACCAUGUGUGUUUUUUUUACAUUUUUAAAAACCUGAGGCAUGAACGGGAACACAUGCAGCUCUGUGGAAAGUUUCACUGGUCUAACUGGUUCAUACUGGGAGUCACAGAUAGAUACACUGUCCUGAUUCCAAACGACCGCCGAGCUGAGAAACAUCACUCUGGAUUGGACCCGCUUCCAAGUCCUAACACGCCCGCCUCCCCACACAGCUCCUUUGGUGAAUGUAUUUAUUGCUAAAAAUGAAGGAAGGUGUCUGAGAAACAAACCUCGUUCAGUUUGCUUCAUGGUUUUAAAAUCCUGUUUGAAGCCGCCUGUAGCUUCAGUCUGCGUCAUGUGUAGUCGUUUGUAACGCCAUGUAGGAUCUGACUCAAAAAACAAAAAAACUACAAUAACCUUCAAGAGUUGCCGUACGUUCAUGUAUGCUGAUGUACUCUCACAUGCUGCACCCAAUAAAAGGAGAGGAAUAAAAGCUG
This is a messenger RNA of Labrus bergylta (ballan wrasse), 3458 nucleotides long. The record is from RefSeq and is a predicted model, not a curated record. Lineage: Eukaryota; Metazoa; Chordata; Actinopteri; Labriformes; Labridae.